Messenger RNA from Rana temporaria (common frog), 1155 nucleotides. Its product is annotated as phospholipase A2 inhibitor 25 kDa subunit-like. Lineage: Eukaryota; Metazoa; Chordata; Amphibia; Anura; Ranidae. The transcript has 5 exons. Bases 298 to 948 code for a protein of 216 amino acids. The record is from RefSeq and is a predicted model, not a curated record.
ACAAACCUGUAAAAAGCUGCCGAGCGGCAUAGCUGAAUAGCGACGAGUCUCUCCCAUAACCUGCAUUGUCACACACCUAUUACACCCGUCAGUACGUCAGACUGCUGGCAAUGACAAGAUGUCCCCACACUGGAUGGAACAGCUGCACCCACCACUGAAAUGUGCUUUCUGCUUGGAAUCAACUUUUACGCAAUUGUCUCUAAAUCUCUGCUCUCCUCCACACCUUAUACUGACAGGAGUAAGCAUUAGAUAGCUUGUUACUAUCUUGGUUGAAUCUGUGAAAUCCUCCCGACCAGAAUGCUUUUAGUAGCUUUAUUUGCGCUGACUUCUCUUGUAACAACUGGCAGAGCUUUAUCUUGCACAAAAUGUUCAAGCUCAUCAAACUCAGACUGUACGGGAGGCACUGUGAACUGUCCAGCCGAGAAUGAAUGCUCCACUACACACAUUGAAACCAUCACCCAAAAUGGAACUUCUACAAAUAUAUUCAGAUCAUGUUCUCCAGUUAAACAAUGUAACAUGACUGGAAGCAGCACUUUCCCAGGAGGGUCCCUAAGGAUGGCAAUUUCAUGCUGCUCAAUAAACAAUAGAUGUUCCCCCUCUAUACCUAAAUUACCAGAAUACAAUACCACAACACAAAAUGGGAAAUCCUGUUCACAGUGUCUGUCAAUUAACAGUGAGCAGUGUACACCGGACAACAGCAUGCUGUGCACAGGCAAUGAAACGAACUGUAUGCGCCUUGCUAGAACUGAUACAGGGUAUCAAACAUCUGCACUGGCAUUUCAGGGUUGUGCCACAGAAAGUAUCUGCAAGCUCACCAGCACGCUUUUCACCACCAGUGGAAUAACCACGACCUAUAAUUACGUCUGCAAUAGUGCAAGUCUUGGACUCCAUCAUGGCGCCCUCGUGCCGUUGAUUGUUUUUGCUCUUUUACUGAAAUUAUUGCUUUAGCUACGGAAUCACAAGUAUCUUUUUAAUCUUUGUGAUAUACUAUAAGUUACGGACUUCUGGAUUAUUGUCAUUAUGGUGCUAACUUUUUUGAAGUAGCAUCACUAUUUUUCUUGCAGUAUUGAAUGUCAAACCAAAUGUAUUGUUAUUUAAUAAGAAGAAUGUGUAAAAAGUAUAAUAGUAAAAAUAAAAUUCCCUUUGGAUCUACUA